GUAGAGGUAACAGCAGUCAGAACACAGACCAGAGCAUAAGUAUGAAGUUUAACACAGCUUUGAGUGUUGUUGGAACCUUACUUCUCAACAUAGCAGGUUCUCUCUGCCAGUUAGAUGUAUGUGGUCAUGCUCCCCUCAACAACAAGAUUGUUGGAGGAGAAAAUGCAGCAGCAGGGUCCUGGCCGUGGCAAGUCAGCAUUCAAAGUGUCAGUUUUGGAGGCCAUUUUUGUGGCGGGAGUCUGAUUAAUAAAGACUGGGUUUUGUCUGCUGCUCACUGCUUCCAGAGUUCCUCCCUGGGUACCAUUGAGGUCUACAUAGGACGUCAGAUCCAGUCGGGCUCAAACCCUUAUGAGGAAUACAGGACAGCGAGUCAAGUCAUUACCCAUCCUAACUAUAACAAUCCUAGCGAUGACAACGACAUAGCCCUGCUCCAGCUCUCUUCCUCCGUGACUUUCUCUGAUUAUAUUAACCCAGUCUGUCUGGCUGCUGCUGGUAGUACAUUUGCUGCAGGUACAGAGAGCUGGGUCACUGGAUGGGGAACGCUACAGUCUGGAAGCAACCAGAUUUCUAACAUACUGCAGGAGGUGAUAAUACCAAUUGUGAGCAACAGUGACUGUAAUAAUGCUUAUGGAGGUGGCAUCACAAGCAAUAUGAUUUGUGCUGGAUUGUUGAAUCAGGGAGGGAAAGAUUCAUGUCAGGGAGACUCUGGAGGUCCAAUGGUCUUUAAGAAUGGCUCCCUGUGGAUUCAGUCUGGCAUUGUGAGUUUUGGUCAAGGAUGUGCUGAUCCCAACUAUCCUGGUGUAUACACCCGAGUGUCUCAGUACCAGGACUGGAUCAACUCUUUGAUCAUGGGCAGCAACCAGUCUGGAUAUGUCUCCUUCACUAACCAGCCUGGAUAUGUCUCCUUCACUUCCGAUGGAUUCAGAAGCUCACCUAACCUGCUUUUAUUUUCCAUUUCUCUCACAUUCUCCAUUAUUCCUUUCAUAUGCUCCGUAUUUCUCUCUUCAUAGAGAUUAUUUGAAUGACAAUACUCAGGGUUCUUUGAUUGAAAGGACAAUUGUACUGUACAAGUUCUCAUAGGCGAAGAGAGCAGGUAUAUGUUUAUGCUGUCAUUUAUUCUUUAUCAUUUAAAAAUAUACUAAUCUUGGAAAGCUA
This is a messenger RNA of Ctenopharyngodon idella (grass carp), 1155 nucleotides long. RefSeq lists its product as uncharacterized. Lineage: Eukaryota; Metazoa; Chordata; Actinopteri; Cypriniformes; Xenocyprididae. Gene Ontology annotation, molecular function: serine-type endopeptidase activity. The record is from RefSeq and is a predicted model, not a curated record. The transcript is spliced from 6 exons. Gene Ontology annotation, biological process: proteolysis. The coding region runs from base 42 to 1010 and encodes 322 amino acids.